GUGAAGAUAUAUUACCUACAAAAAUGGAGAAGGAAGGAAGAGAAGGAAUAGGAGAAGGAGGAGGAAGAGGAGGAGGAGGAGGAGGGUAAUAUGUUGUAGAAGAAGAAGAAAUAGCAAUAAUAAGGAAAUGAAGAGUGUGAUAAUAGUAAUAAGAGAGAGAGAGAGAGAGAGAGAGAGAGAGAGAGAGAGAGAGAGAGAGAGAGAGAGAGAGAGGUAAUAAUUUAGUAAAAAGAAAAAUAUAUAUACGUAAAUGAAUAGUAGUAGUAGUAGUAGUAGUAGUAGUAGUAGUAGUAGUAGUAGUAGUAGUAUCAGCAGCAGCAGCAGGAGGGCGGGGCUUGGGCGUGGGGCGGCGUGGGAUGGCAGGUUGGCCUGAUGGUGAACUCUCACACUCAUUCCUCGGCGCUCACCUGGUCUGCCCGCUCAGGUGAUGCGCUCCGACCGCCCACUCCACCCCUCGCGUCUCCCCGCACUCUGUUCACUGUUUGCGCAUUCUUGUCAUCGCACAGCUGGCUAAACUCACAAAUUCUCAGUUUAUUUUGUUUAUUCCAUUCUUAUUUAUUCAUUGUUUAGUUUUAUUCCUCUCCGCUGUUUUUUUUUUUCGUUUUUUCCCCGCCCCGCCAGUGUUUUCCGUGUUUCCUCACUUGUUCGCGCGCUACAUGAGUCUCUUAGCUCGCUAGACUCAUAUCUGCCAUUUGUUUUCUUCACUUCGUUCGAUUUUGUUAAGUUCUGUUAAAUUUUACAACUCUCCACUGUUUUUCUCGUUUUUUUUUUCCGUUUUUUCCCUGUUUUUCCGGUGUUUUUCCCGUUCCCUUGCGGCCCUCAGCGGUGUUUCCCUGCUGACUCAAGUACCACCGCGCGUCUGUCCCUCUGGCCUCUGUGUGAUGAGCUGACCCCGCUGCUGACGCCGUGAACCCAUCCAGUGCUGACCUCACGCCUCCACUAACCACUGCUGACUCCUGCUGUUGCUGAGUCUUCGCCUGAGUCUUCUGGGUUUUCCUGUGUACUGCGUGACUCCAGCACUCCUAUAGAAGGGGCCUGCUGACUGCUGACCCCCCGUGCUGCCUGCUGAGGCCCUGCUGAGUGUUGUUGCGUAGUUCUCCAAGGAGGAAGGGUCUACGGAGUUUCCUUUUCUCUCUCUCUCUCUCUCUCUCUCUCUCUCUCUCUCUCUCUCUCUCUCUCUCUCUCUCUCUCUCUCUCUCUCUCUCUCUCUCUCUCUCUCUCUCUCUCUCUCUCUCUCUCUCUCUCUCUCUCCUGUCUGCUGAGUAAUAACUGGUGAAAGAGAACUACUACAGAAGGGACCUGUUGUUGAGUGACGUUGCUGCUGCCAACUGAACGCCCUUGACUCUCUAGUGCCUGUCGACUGCUGAAAAACAACUCCUGCAGAAGGCACCCCCUCCCCUGCUGUGUCACCAUGCAGCUGGAGCAGAUCCUGAGCGCUGCUGUGGCUGCCGUGAACCAGGAUGACCUUACUGCCCUCACCGCCUCCGUCAGUAGCGAGGGUUUGCACCACCAGAUCCCCUCCCCGGCACUCCCCCCGCAGGACUCCCCCACGCACCCCUCGGCAGCCAUGCAGUGCCGCCCACCGUCCGCCGCGUCCCCCUUCAGGAGCGACCCGCCUGACGAAGGGAUAGGAGAGGUGUCCUUCUUCCCUUUAGACGAUGACAGCCUCGUGAUAACCUCCCAGCAGGCCCUGGCGAUGUUUGAGGCGCCCCCUGCACCUCCAUCUCGCCCCCCGCCCCUCAACACGCCCCCCAUCCCGCCUCCCGCGCCCCAUACACCGGUGCAGUACUUCGGUCACCCCCAGGAGGCCCAGGCCGAGGCGGUGUUUGUGGACCUGACGCCGCUGACGCAGGUACAGGCGGCCCAGGGAACGUUUGCUGAGCUGCAGGCUGUCAAUACAACGUUGACGGAGGCUGAGGCAACGUUCACAGAGUUACCAAUGACAGAGGCAACAUUUACAGAGGCACCAGUGACAGAAGGAACGUUUACGGAAGUACCAGUAGCUCAUGGGACGUUCACAGAAGCACGAGCAAUAAAUGAAACGUUUGCAGAGGCAACGUUUACAGAAGCAUCAGUUGUCAAUGGAACGUUCAGAGAGGCAACGUUUACAGAAGCACCAGUAGUCAAUGGAACGUUCACAGAGGCACCAGGGACAGAGACAACGACAUUCACUGAGAUGGCAGCAGCAGACCACACAUUUACUGGGAUGGAGGUCACACAAGCAACGUUUCCCCAAGUCCAGGCGGCGGAGACAACAUUCACACAGGUCCCACUCGCCCAGGGCACGUUUCCCGAGCAGUACGGCGCAGUGCAGCUAGCGGAGAUGACGGCGUACCCUGAGGUGGCAGCCCCGCCCUCUCUGUGUGGCGUGCCCCUGACGGAGGUGCCCCUAGGGGAGGGUGAGGGUGUGCCCGAUGCUUCUGCUGAGGUGGAGGUGCUGACAAGUGAAGAUUCCCCGCAGUACACCGCCCUCACGCCCGCCGCGCCCACGCCCACGCCCACGGACACGCCCACGAGCGCCCCUGUGGUGGUGGAGGUUGCAGGGCCGGGGCUAAGACUAGCUAUCCCCAAUGCCUUUAUGUCGGCGCGGCAGCACGAUCAAACCCACACGCCCGCGCCCACGCCCCCGGAACGCCCCCCAGACCACAGCGACGUCCUGUCCGCUCUAAGGGCGUCCAUAUUCCGCUCGCGUGCCCGCAAGCGCGCCGCCCCCCUGACGACACGGAGGAAAAGAAAGGAGACAGGAAAAAACGACGAACGGCCCCCAACCCCCCGCCCCCUCGCCCCCCAUGCACACUGGGGAGGAGGGGGACGGGGAGAGUAGCCCCCUCCCCCGCAGCCCCAGGGGGAGGAGGACGUGGUGCAGGUGCAGUUGGUGUACCUGGUGUACCCCAUGUAUGCUUCAAAUGGAGUGGACGGUCCCAUCAUGCUGUCUGAGGAGCAGGUGAAGAGGCCCUACCAG
Molecule: messenger RNA, 2962 nt
Organism: Scylla paramamosain (green mud crab)
Lineage: Eukaryota; Metazoa; Arthropoda; Malacostraca; Decapoda; Portunidae
Product: mucin-2-like
Exons: 2
Coding region: 1412-2824 (470 amino acids)
Source: RefSeq, a predicted model, not a curated record